CGGUAGCUGCCUUUUCAUUUACGGCAGGCAGCUUCGUUUGCGGCWGCGCGGGCAUUUCCGGCCCGGGUGCACGUGCAGGAGCAGUAGAGAAUGUCCUUUCGUGGAAGAGGAGGUGGAGGAGGAAGAGGAGGUGGCUUCAACCGUGGAGGAGGUGGCGGUGACAGAGGUGGCUUUAACCGUGGAGGAGGCGGCGGUGACAGAGGUGGCUUUAACCGUGGUGGACGAGGUGGCUUUGGACGAGGUGGUGGAAGAGGAGGCUUCAACAGAGGAGGAUAUGACCAGGGCCCUCCAGAGAGGGUAGUUUUAUUGGGAGAGUUCAUGCAUCCCUGUGAAGAUGACAUUGUUUGUAAAUGUAAAACAGAAGAAAACAAGGUGCCUUAUUUCAACGCCCCAGUGUACUUGGAUAAUAAGGAGCAGAUUGGCAAAGUGGAUGAAAUCUUUGGACAGCUGAGAGAUUUUUAUUUUUCAGUGAAACUGUCUGAGAACAUGAAAGCCUCUUCAUUUAAAAAAAUGCAAAAGUUUUACAUUGAUCCAGCAAAGCUGCUGCCCCUUCAGAGAUUUUUGCCAAGGCCYCCUGGAGAAAAAGGUGCUCCCAGAGGAGGUGGUAGAGGAGGACGUGGUGGUGGACGUGGGGGAGGAAGAGGUGGUGGUAGAGGAGGAUUCGGAGGAGGCAGAGGUGGAGGAAGAGGAGGAGGAUUCAGAGGAGGCAGAGGAGGAGGAGGAGGAGGAUUCAGAGGAGGAAGAGGUGGUGGAGGAGGCUUUCGAGGAAGAGGACAUUAAAAACGGAGCCAUGAGUAUCUCCUCGUUGUCCUACCAUGUCAUCUGCAGAAGUGAGGAAUCAGGCAAAAUUUUUUAUAAAGAACCUGAAAAUCUUUUUAUAAAGAACAUGAAGCUACAAAAGACGACUGUUUUUACACUUAAUGACUGCUAAUGGUCACAGGAGGAGAGAACUGAAGACUGCUCAAAAUAUGUCUAAACUUCUCUAACUAAGCCAGGAUUCCAUGUUUGUCUUCAACUGUUUGUUUCUGACAAGCAGUGCAGUCAAUGCUUGACUCCAUGUUGGAUUUUGGCGUAAACAGUGAAUUGAAAUGGAUUUUCAAAAGACUCUAAAGGUUCACUGCAUGCCCAUGCAUCAGGUGAACCUACAUGACCGAAGUCUAGUCCUCAUCCUCCUUUUUUAUCAGAUCUUCUGGGUAGCUCUGAAAUGGACAUUCCAUGUUUAAACAACCUUUAUGAACUGUUUUUUAUGAAUUAAACUUCAAACUUUUGUGUUGAUAAUUUUUAACAAAUACAUAAUAAUCUAUAAAAGAAAGACCGAUAACAAAGUAUAUUUUGUGAAUUUUUCUGUAUAAAUCUUAAUGAAAGCCAAAGUCAUCAUGAAAUGUUCUUAAAAGCUGCUGUCUAAUGAAUAAGACAAGGUGAAUAGUGUACUUGGAUCAUAGUACCUUUACACUGAUAUUAAAAUGCUAAGGGGUUUUAACUGGCCCUGCAUCCCCUUUUAGCCUGUUUCUCUUGAAGUUUUGAUGUCCUGGCACUGCACCUCUGUGGUGCUCUCUUCUUGUGUAGGGUGAAGAUGAAAUAGCCCAUCAUAGGGCUCCUCUGCACACAAUCCUUUCAGUUACAUAUUGCUUAGAAAGGCAUGGAAAGGUCUGCAUCAGUCUUUGGUCUCUUUAAAUGGAUGCCUAAUGAGGAUUUUGGAAAAGAUAGUGACUGUAUCUUCUUAAGGAUGGAAAUCAGGGUGACUCUCUGCUCUGGAACUUUGGAAAUAACAGGUGAAAACUAGAACCUCCCUGGAUUUCAGUUGGAGUUAGGAGUUUGUUCAAUGUCUCCUACCAAGCACUUUUGAAAAGGGAUCUGUAGAAUCAUGUACUUGUAAGUAUUUUGAACACCUUGUUCAAUGUGAAAAAGUUCAGAAUUGAUUGUACUGUUAGACUUUUUGAUUGAUGAAUGCAGUAACAGGCAGAUGAAUUGUAUUAGCCUUCUGCUUAWCAAAAGGCAACAGGUUAUUUUUCARUAUCAAGACUGGACAGUUACUGGUUGUUUUAACAAAUCUGACCAUUACUUUUAAUAAUCUGGAACAAAAUUUGGAAGAGUGGAAAACAAAUGUUAAAGGAUUCAGUUGAAUAUGAAUAGAUACUGCAUAGGAUAACAGAUAAAAUGGUCUUCAGCUUAAAAAACCAAAACACUGAACAUUGAAUUUCUGCUAGGUCUGAUUUUGUGACUAGCAGCUGAGUCUACUGUUAACCCAAAGCACUCAGGAAGUGAGAGAUUCUAGUUUWUUCCCUGAUACUGCUACAGGCCUAGCUUUAACCAGGUUACUUAAAUCCAGAAUUCUGAGAAUGACUAGGUUUUUGUUGCUAUGGAUUGCUAGGCCUAAGAGCCUUAGGGCUUUGACUUGAGGCAUUGUAGAAUUUCCUUUUGUAUAGACAAAAUUCCAAGCAAGUAAUUUCAUUUUGGGCAUUCCACACUGUGGCUGAAUGGUACGGACCAAGUGCAGCUGCAGUGUCAAUACUGCUGUCACAUUUGCAGCUGCAUCUUCUGCGCUGGGUUUCUUCACUGAUGCUUCAAUAGYUAGUUGUGGGCAGCUGGCUCAGAUCUUUCCUUAUUCUAACGUAACACAGUCCUCUCUCUUACAGCCAAAUUGAUGCUGCUCUUUGCUGUUCUUUAGGGACAUGCUUUUCCCCAGGCUGUCAGAAGGCUCCUGCCAUCCCCUGUGCAUUGCAGGGUGUGACAGGCAGUGUUUGGCUGCAGGCAGUGCUGCCCUGCAGUCCAGACCUGUGUGCUGUGAGUCUCUCAGCAGAUGGAGCAGYGAGUCAGCCUAAAGCACUGCCAAGCCAAAGCUUUGGCCUCUGUGCAGAGGGGCUAAACAGCGAUAUCCAUUGCAGCUGUGGAGGAAAGAUUGGSCUCUGGGUUGUAGGGAAUGGAUUGCAGUCCCAGUGGGGAAAUGAAUGAGGAGCAUUGUGGUGUGGCCUGUGYAUUCAAACAGUGCUGGAUGGAUUUUAUGAAAAUAUUCAGAGAAAAUUUAUAAUUCAUCUCCGUGGAGGUUGUAGGAUGUUCUUAAAAUGAAGGAACAUACGAGGACACUGUCUGGAUGUGUUUGCCAUAUAAUGGUGCCAUUUUUUUCCCUUCUCCAUUCUGGGGAAGGAUGGCACUUGGAAGAUACAUUCUGUGUUGUCUUCUCUGUGCCAUGGCAUGACCCUGCCCUACUAAAGUAAGGUGUUAACUGUAAUAGGUGAAAACUCAGUCUCAAAACAAUUAAGGUGACAUGUCUGCAGUGUAAUGCUGUAAUGAACUAAAAUAGAGGUUCUCUAAUUUGAUAUGAGACCUUAAUCUCUGUCUUGAACUUUUAAUUCAAAUUGUGCCUGUGAGUCCUGGUGCUCCCGAUCCUAUUAAGUGAAACGUGCCAGCUUUAUAUAUGUGCUUACAGAUUAUCCUGUGCUGCUCCUGCAGAGAAUAGGAAAGGGGCUCACAGGUUCCCUGACAGAAAUAGGUAUGUUGGCAAAAAUGGCAAAUUUCAAGUAGUUGUAGUGUCUGGGGAAGCAAAGUCACAGUGCAGUCUGAAGUGAGGGGAGUGGGACUAAGGUGUUGGUGUAGGCUCUGGAUGACACUUUGGUGYUCCCUGUAUUCCCCCUUACUGRCAGCCUUUGAAGCAGAUAGCUGCAMYAUCUAAAUAGCUUCUCACUGCCACCUGCUCCAGCAGCACAAAAUAGGUUGCUGUCCUGGAAUAUUCCUGAAGCUCAGGUAGGCUUCAGAGCAGCCUACUGUGCACAGUGGUACUGGUGUCACCUACCUGUGYCCUCCUCCACUGCCAUGGCUGUGUUUUUGGCCCAGGACGCUGAUUUUGAAACUGA
Malurus melanocephalus (red-backed fairy wren) is the source of this 3851-nucleotide messenger RNA. It is a transcript of the gene GAR1, whose product is annotated as GAR1 ribonucleoprotein. Bases 91 to 780 code for a protein of 229 amino acids. The record is from RefSeq and is a predicted model, not a curated record. NCBI's taxonomy places the organism in Eukaryota, Metazoa, Chordata, Aves, Passeriformes, Maluridae. The transcript is spliced from 7 exons. Gene Ontology annotation, cellular component: box H/ACA snoRNP complex. Gene Ontology annotation, molecular function: box H/ACA snoRNA binding. Gene Ontology annotation, biological process: ribosome biogenesis; snoRNA guided rRNA pseudouridine synthesis.